Messenger RNA from Lindgomyces ingoldianus, 1074 nucleotides. RefSeq lists its product as uncharacterized. Bases 50 to 922 code for a protein of 290 amino acids. The record is from RefSeq and is a predicted model, not a curated record. NCBI's taxonomy places the organism in Eukaryota, Fungi, Ascomycota, Dothideomycetes, Pleosporales, Lindgomycetaceae. The transcript has a single exon.
CCAUCCCUCCUCUGCCCUACCCCCCAAAGAAUUCGAAACUCCAUCCAUCAUGUCCCUCUCCCCAGCAUUCACCACAGCCCUUUCAAUCUUGCCCCAAGCCCUUCUCCCUCUCAGCAUCAUCCUGUCUCUCUCCCUCCUACCUUUCAAGGGCCGCGGGAUCCUAUGCACAGUCGUAAUCGCCUCCAUCGUGUAUCUCACGUUUGUUUCACCAUGGCCGUCUGAAGCGCAAAUGCGAUAUGGUAUUAUGAAUUCUUGGUUCUAUUAUCUUCCUGUUGUGCAGAAAUUGAUUUGUGGGGUUCCGGAAGAGGAGGUUUGGAGGGUUGGCGCCAGAUCUCAUGGGGGGAGGAUAGAUAGGAAAAGGGAGGCGGAUGAAGUAACCGGAACAGAGAAAGAAGCCUUAGAAAUGGGGUUUGGUUGGAAGAAGAUCCAAUGGGCGGCAGAACUAUACGCGAAUCCCAGGGGUGUAGGCUGGAACUUCAUUGUUAAAAGUAUACCUCCACCGAAAUACACGAACAGUCAGCGAACUCGAUUCCUCAUCCACCAGGUCGCCGGAUUCUGCCUUUCGUACCUCUUGGUGGACGCGGGUAUCGCGUUCGUGAACGCGUACGGUGUUGAAAAUGCGCUCAAUGGGUCUUGGCGGGAUAGGUUUGUUGUUGGGAGUGCGUACGCGCUUGUGAUUAGAAGUAAUUGGAAAUUGAUGUGGUAUUUUUGGAGCUUGAUUGGUGUUGGGAUUGGGGUUUCGAGGCCGGCGAAUUGGCCAAGUCUUUUUGGAAGCCUGGGGGAUUGUACGACGGUAGGGGGAUUUUGGGGGAGAUAUUGGCAGGGGAUACUUCACCAUGUUAGCUUGCUCUCCUCCCGUGUAUUCCUUGAAUUCUUUUGUGUUGCUAAUUUUUGGCUUCUAGUGCAUACUUGGCUACAGUAAGGCCUUAAUAAGAAUAUUGAGGAUUCCAAAUCAUACCACAUGGUCCUAUCUCACGCAUCUCUCAACUGGAUUCUUCAUCUCAGGCUUCUUCCAUGCACUAGCCCUCGGGAAUCUCAAAACCACACCACCAGUCCCAAAAUCCUAUCUCUACC